UGAUAGAAAUGCAUGGAGUACCAUCAGGUCUCGUAUUUAUCAUUUACUAUCCGAUCAUUGCAUCUGUCGGGAUUCCAGCUAACCUGGUUGUGAUUCUGACGCUGUGUCACAGACGAUGUGGUCUUUCUGGAUGUAUUAUUUAUUACGUGGUGUCCAUGGCAACGGCAGAUCUAUUCGUAAUGAUCACGGCUGUACUAUUGAACCGGAUAGCUGGAAUUUAUUUUCCAACUAGUUUUCUGUCAAUUACACCAGUGUGCAGUCUUCGCAAUGCCUUUAAUUUUGCAGCCAUUGAUAGUUCUGCUUGGUUAACUGUAGCGUUUACCUUUGAUAGAUUUGUGGCCAUUUGUUGCCAGAAACUGAAAAUUAAAUAUUGCACUCAGAAGACAGCAGCUUGGGUUGUAGGAACUGUGUCCACACUGGCCUUCUUUAAAAAUAUCGCCAGAUAUUUUGUUUAUGAACCAACAGUUGUUAUUAAUGACAUGCCUUGGUACUGUGGUAUUAAGGUAAUAUUUUAUACAUCACCUGUGUGGGUCGGAUAUGAUUUGAUUAGUUCCAUUUUAACCCCAUGUAUCCCAUUCAUUCUAAUUUUACUACUGAAUGCUCUGACCGUGAGACAUACUGAAGCAGCCAAUGGAACCCGCAGGAGACUCUGGGCCCAGAACAGUGGAGAGAAUCAAAGUGACCCAGAGUUGGUGAAGCGACGGAAGUCCAUUAUUUUGCUUUUUGCCAUCUCUGGAAGUUUCAUACUGUUAUAUGCAUUAUUUUUUAUAACAAUACUCUAUGUCAGAAUUACAAACGCUACUUAUACUUCAGGGUCCAAUUCCAGUGUUUCCACGUAUAUUCUCAAUGAAGUAGCAUUUAUGCUUCAGUUUUUGAGUUCUUGCACCAAUCCGUUUAUUUAUGCUGGGACCCAGAGUAAAUUUAGAGUCGAGUUAAAGAAUGGGAUGAAAUAUCCACUCAACUUGUUUGUUCAUUUUUUUGCCUCUCGAAAACAGCAUGGUCUUGUGUGGGGGAGGCCGUGCCUCACGAACUUGAUUGAGUUUUUUGAGGAGGUGACGAUGAUGAUUAAUGAGGGGAAAGUGAUUUAUGUUGCCUGCAUGCACUUCAGUAAAGCCUUUGACAACGUCCCCCAGUGGCAGACUGGUACAAAAGGUGAAAUCACAUGA
This is a messenger RNA of Stegostoma tigrinum, 1166 nucleotides long. Its product is annotated as probable G-protein coupled receptor 139. Gene Ontology annotation, molecular function: G protein-coupled receptor activity. Gene Ontology annotation, cellular component: membrane. NCBI's taxonomy places the organism in Eukaryota, Metazoa, Chordata, Chondrichthyes, Orectolobiformes, Stegostomatidae. The transcript is spliced from 3 exons. Gene Ontology annotation, biological process: G protein-coupled receptor signaling pathway. The record is from RefSeq and is a predicted model, not a curated record. Bases 9 to 1166 code for a protein of 385 amino acids.